GCGAGCCUGAGCAAUAACGACGUGUUGGAUUCACUUGUGCAGGAUUCAAGCUGUUUCCUUCUUAACCAAUGUACACUUGGAAAAUGAAUAAAAGGCGGGUGUUUGAACAGCCAAAGACCCAGCUCAAUAGCGGCAACUUCGGCACGGUGUUUAUAAUGUUGGGGGCGGGGCACUUCAGAUUCUUGAGAGCAUUUGUUUGUACGGAAAAUCUAAUGAGAAGCCGAAGUGCAGGGCGAUGUCAUCAAAAUUGUUGCGUCGUAUUGGUGGUAGAGAAACUUUACAUUUUGAAUGCAUACAUCUUCUAAAUGCGAAUUUUGUCAUUGUUUUGGAGCACACUUGCUUAUAGAUAACCUGAAGCCCAACAUAUUCCUACUAAAAGCCACAAAACUUCGAUUUUGAUUUCAUGGGGGCUUCAUCUCAGGAGCACUAGUAUGACCCAAAAAAUGCUGCCUUUCUUGAGAGCCUCCUCCCAAGUGAAUGAUAGUAAUGAUAUUUUAACAACAAAUCUGUUCUUAAAACAAUAUGCAAGUUGCACAGAGUUUUUAGAAGUUUUUUUUUUUUCUUUGAUUUUAGAGCAUUAUGAGGACCACUGGUUUCCUGACGCACCGUUUAGAGGUUCGGGAUAUCGCUGUAUCCGGAUCAAUCACAAGAUGGAUCCGCUAGUAGGGAAGGCCGCUUACACCAUCGGCCUCAGCAGGGAGCACCUUUUAUCCCUCUUACCCUGCGAGCUUACGAUGUGGGUCGACCCCUACGAAGUGUCCUAUCGUAUAGGGGAGGGCGGGUCCAUUGGUGUACUAUAUGAGUCCACACCGCCGCCGGAGACUCAUCUGAACUCUGUGGACAGCUGCAAAGAGAAACUGAGACUGGGUCACUCGAGAACUGUGAUGACUGUUUCCAGCUAAUGUCUCAUUUGUUUUAUACUUUUUUUUUUUUAAUGACUUUUGGAAAUUGAAUAUAUUUGGAUUCAAUACUUGAUUUUAAUGCCUGUACAAUUUUGUAAAUUUUUUUAUACGUUUUUUCAUAGUGUUACAUAUUAUGCAAAUAAAAUAUAAAAUAUACUACAUAUACAGUAAGUGCACACUUUAUGUGUAACUGUAGCCCAUUUGUUGCUAUACACAAUUUCUAACCCCUCUUUACCACAUCCAUCAGUGGGAAAGGUCCAUCAUAGGACCACACUGAGCCACUCAUACCAGUGGCAGACUCACUACUACGUCAGUGUUGCUUCUGUGAAAAUUAUCAGCCACCCAAAUAAUAUCUGCUCAGAUGUACCAUAUGGUGGUCUGAAUUAAUUUUCACGUGGUCAUUAAGAUAUGAAUUGAAUAAGGUCAAACAUCUGCUGUACAGUCACGACACUACGUGUUACACCUUACAUAUUUCUAAUGGUUAUGAGAUACAAAAAUGUUGGUGUAUGUGAAGUUUACUUAUCACAAGAUAAUGUACAGUCUCCUCUGAAAGUAUUGGAACAGCGAGGCCAAUUUUUGGUUUUAGCUAUACACACUGACAACAUUUGGGUUUGAGACCAAAAGAUGAAUAUGAGACAAUAGAUCAGAAUUUCAGCUUUCGGUUCCUCAUAUUUACAUCUAGAACAUGAGAGAAUAUGGUAUCUUUGGU
Molecule: messenger RNA, 1611 nt
Organism: Ictalurus furcatus (blue catfish)
Lineage: Eukaryota; Metazoa; Chordata; Actinopteri; Siluriformes; Ictaluridae
Product: protein BTG1-like
Exons: 1
Coding region: 432-902 (156 amino acids)
Biological process (GO): negative regulation of cell population proliferation; negative regulation of mitotic cell cycle
Cellular component (GO): nucleus; cytoplasm
Source: RefSeq, a predicted model, not a curated record